Prorocentrum cordatum is the source of this 2408-nucleotide messenger RNA. The record is from the annotation of a GenBank genome assembly. Lineage: Eukaryota; Dinophyceae; Prorocentrales; Prorocentraceae.
AUGGCGGCGCGCCUCUCCGCUGCAAGGGCGCGGCACCUCCGGGCGAGGUGCCGCGCCGUGCCGCGGCCGCCGCGCCCCGCGGGGCAGGCUCCCGAGCGGCACGGCGGCGGGCCGAGGGCGGCCCGGCGGGCCACCUGCCGCCCGCGGCAGCUCGAGGGCCGCGGCGUCGCGGACUGCCUGGGGCGGGCGGCGGAGCUGGGCUUCACCUGGGACGCCCGGGCCGCGCCGCCCGCGGAGCUCGGGGCGCUGCUGGACAGGGUCGGGAGCGUGGCCGCCGAGGACCUGGCGCGGCUGGCGGCCGCGCUGGGCGCCAUGUCCCUGAGCGGCUCGCCGGCCGCCAGCACGGUCGCGGCGGGCGCCGCGGGUGCGGCCCCGACGCUCGGAGCGCCAGAGGCCGCCCUGCUCGCGCAGGCGUUCGCGCGGCUCGGGCGCCCCGAGGUCGUCGAGGCCGUGGCGGAGGCUGCGGCCGCCAGGGCCGCCGCGUUCGGGACGCGGGCCCUGGUGCGGGUCGUGUGCGCGGCCGCGACGGCCCGCAUGCGCGGCAGCGGGGCCGCGGACGCCGUACUGCACGAGGCCGCGGACCGCGGGGCCCGGCUGCGCCCCGAGUGCCUGGCGAGCCUGGUGUGGGCCAUGGGGCGGCUGCGGCGGCGGAGAGAGCGCGCCCUGGCCGCGCUGCUGCCCCACGUCUCGCACAGGCACAAGGACCUCUCCCCAGCCGCCCUCGCGCACACCCUCGGAGGGCUCUCCCGGCUGCGCCCCGACGGCGGCCGGGUGGGCUGGCUCGAGGAGGACUGCGCCCUGCGGCUCGUGGUGCGCUCCCUCAGGCACGUCAGCUGGUUCAAUCCGCAGGAGCUCGUGAUCCUCGCGUGCGCCGCCGUGCCGUACUCCACCGCCGGCACGCGCGGCGGCUCGCUCUCGCCGCUGGUGCAGGGUCUGUUCGGCGAGCUGCAGGAGAGGAUCGGGGACGUGGCGCCCCACCACCUCUCGAGGGCCGCGCGCGCUUUGGCCGACCUCCGGCACUGGGACGAGAGGUUCCUGGACUUGCUCGGCGCAGAGUCAAUGAGGCGAGCGGACCAGUUCAGGCCGCAGGAUGCUGCGGACAUGAUGAUGUCGGUUGCGACUUUGCGCUACGACAACCUGGGUUUAGUUCAGGCCCUCACGGCCCAGUUCCUGGCGCGCUGCGGGCCAGACCCCCCCGCAGCGGCCGUCUCGGACGUGGCCUGGGCGCACGCCACCCUGGGCGCCUGCGGGGAGGCGCUCUGCCGGAGCGGCGUGCUGUCCCGGGCCGCGCCGGGCGCGCGCGAGGUCGCCUCGGGCAAGCUGGCGGGGCUGGCGUGGGCCGCCGCGGCGCUGGGCAGCCGCGACGAGGCGCUCUUCGGCGCGCUGGCGGCGGAGGCCGAGCGGCGCGGGGACCUCUCGCCGCGCGACAGCGCGAGGAUGCUCUGGGCGCUCGCGAACGCGGGGUUCUCCGAGGACCGCGCGCUCGCCUCGCUCGCGCGGCAGUUCCUGGCGCACGCGAGCUCGCCCCUGUGCGAGGAGGACCGCGGCGAGAACUGGGCCGAGCUGGCCGAGGCCCUGGCCUCGCCCGGCGCGACGCCCGCGGCGCCUGGCUCGCCACGCCACGAGGCCGCUGCAGCGUUCCGCGACGCGGUGUACGAGCCGGCGGUGGCGCUGCUGCAAGACGUGGCCGCGGCCGAGAGCGCCGAGAGCAGGAAGUAGCCCCCUCUCCUCCUCGGUUCGCCGCGGCCCUGCGCCUGCAGCACCUGGGCGGCCACCACGCCGCGCGGGCGCUCCGGCGGCUCGGGCUCCUCGGCGACGGCGGCGCGGCGGGGCGAGCGGCUCGCACGGAGGCGGCCCCCUGGCCGCCGCCGCGGGCGCGGGAGACGCGCGCCUGGUCCGCUUGCGAGCUGACAGUGAGGCUGGGCGAGCUGGAGGAGACUCUGCACGAGCCUGGCUACUGGGCGAGCUAUCAGAGGAGGGGCCCGGACUGCGCGGAGCUGCUGCCCCUGGCGCUGCACCAGACCUCCGCCGGCCACGCGGAGCGCGCGGCGCUGGCCGUGGCGCUGCGGCUGGCGCGGGCCGCGGAGCGCCGGCUGCGCCGGCGUUGGCUGAGGGCUCCCGUGCCCGGCGGCGGGGCGUUGCAGAAGGAGGGGCCGGAGUGCCUGGUCACCGGGCACGUGUCGCUGCACGUGGCUCACGCGCCGUGCCUCUCCUGCCUCGCCGUCCUGUGCCAGUUCCGGCGGGCGCUGCCGGAGGUGCGCCUGGGCGUGGUGCUCGGGGGCGCCGCGGCAGCGGGCGGGCGCCCGGGCAGCGCGGCCCCCGCAGCGCUCGGCGCGCCUCCUCCUUCCCCCUCCGCCCCGCCCUCGUCGGCGCGGGCCGAGCGCGAGGAGGCGUCCGCGGGCGGCGCG